UUUUGGAAAACUCUUGGGCAGCUUGCCAAACGCUCGUAUAGAGGCCAGACGCGAGGAAAACUCUGCUUAUCGAUUACGCACGUAACACAUUUGCUCCGAACAGCCGAAAUAGCAAAUAGUUAAAGAAAUUCAACGAGCCAAAUAAAUAUUUCUGCUGCCGAAUGAUAAUGGAGAUGAUAAUGAGGCUGUAACUGGGACACAAGAGACCAGACCGAAAGGAAGUGUCAGUCAAGUGCGGAAAAUCAGCAACCAGAAAGGGGAAGGGAUCUGAGGAGGAACAACCAGGACCAUCCAGCAGACACCAUCCGAGUUCAAGGAACUAGCGAACAAUGAAUCCCUACACACAAGGCGGCGGAGGAGGUGCCGGUGGCGGUGGAGCCAAUCCCUUUGGAGCACCUGCCGGUGGAGCAGGAUAUGGCCAGCAGGGUUAUGCCUAUGAGCAACAGGCAACAGGUGGCUAUGAUCAGGAAAUGAAUUUUGGCAAUCAACAGCAGCAACAGGCCGGUUAUGGACCACCAGGAGCCAGGCCACGAGUGGAUGUGGAGGCCAGUGGCGAGGUGGAUCCCAAUUUAUAUCCGGAAGCCAAGGAAUCAACGCACAAAGUACGCGGCCACUCGGACAUUCUGGAAAUGUUUUUCGGAGCGAGCACAGAACGUGAGCUGAUUCCCGUGAAGAGUUUCUACUUCUUCUUCUACGCCGCCUUUGGAUCGCUAUUCCCGCUGAUGGGCGUGUACUUUAAGCAGAUGGGAAUGAAUCCGGGACAGUGUGGUAUCCUAGUAGGAAUGCGGCCAUUUGUGGAGUUCCUGUCGGCCCCGUUCUGGGGCUCUUAUGCGGAUCGUUGUCGUCAGGGCAAGAGAUUGCUCCUUGGCUCAUUGGCCUGCUGGGUCCUCUUCACCAUUCCGUUGAGCUUCAUCCGACCGGAGGCCAUCAACUGUAUUGAACGGCGUAAUUCUACGGACUUUGUGUUGACCUACACGCGGACAAAGCGAGAUCUGUCGGCCAUGUAUGAGCCCGAGCAAAUGGAUUUGGGAACAGGAACCAUGCCAGCGGAUGAGGCUUUAGAAGAGGCGGAAGCAGCCCACAGCCGUCACAAGAGAUCUCUGCUGCUGCCCAGAAUCGAUGCGGGCAUCUCACCGGUUCACAUUAACUUUGUUAGCAACUACGACGAUAAGUACCACAGGGACUAUGUGACGCCCAUCUUUAGCUCUAUGGUUUAUAGGACUCCGGACAUCCAAAAGGCCUUCUUCCUGCUACUGCUGGUGAUCCUCAUUGGAGAAUUCUUCAGUGCACCGGCAAUCACUUUGGCGGACUCCGCUGUGAUAACGCUGCUGGGUGAGGAUGCUGAUAAGUACGGCCACCAACGGAUGUUUGGAUCCCUGGGAUGGGGUAUCUCCAUGUUCCUGGUGGGCAUCGCCCUGGAUCACUCCACCUCGUUCUCGAAUCAUCCAUGUGGAGCUGGCAACAAGGAGAAGAACUACAACAUCUGUUUCUCCAUUUUCUCCGUGUUAAUGACCUGUGCGAUUAUCUCCGCCUCGAAGAUCACCUUUAAGUACGAUCCCGUCGAUGAGCAAAUGGCGGCACAGCAGCAGGCACAGUUCGUGGAUCCUAACAAGCGUGCCGAGGAGGAGUCGAUGAACCAGUUGGCGGCCCAAUUGAAUCUGCCCUCGCUGGCCGUUGGUAGCGGCAGUGCCGCCUCGGGUGCCUGUGCCGGUGGCGUUAGUAGCUUCCUUGCUGCUGGCCAUCAGCCACAGCCGCAUAUUGGAGCCGAGUCAAAAGUCUUCGCCCAGACUGCCAAGGAAUUGCCGGAAUGGAUGACCGUGUUGACCCAUUUUAAAGAUCUGAAAACAGCUUCCUUCCUUUUCGUGGCCUGGUUCAUGGGCUUUGGCAUUGGUUUGAUAUUCACAUUUUUGUUCUGGCAUCUACAGGACUAUGGUGGCACUCCCACUCUGUUCGGUGUGGCCUCGGUCAUCAAUCAUGUUUCCGAGAUUUUUGCCUACUUCUUCAGCUUCCGUCUGAUCACUCAAAUUGGUCAUGUCAAGGUCUUGUGUCUGGGUUUAAUUGGUAAUGUGCUGCGCUUCCUUUAUAUUUCGUACCUGACCAAUCCGUGGAUGGUUCUGCCAUUUGAGCUGAUGCAGGGCAUAACCCAUGCAGCCGUGUGGGCUGCAUCAUGUUCUUAUAUUGCCCACAAUACUCCCAAACAUCUGAGAGCCUCGGCUCAGGGUGUCCUUCAGGGUAUCCAUCACGGAUUGGGUCGUGGCUGCGGCGCCAUUAUUGGCGGCAUGUUCGUCACCUACUACGGUACUACUACUACCUUCCGCUGGUAUGGCAUCGCCUGCCUCUUCGUCCUCGGCUUCUUCAUCUUUGUUAACUUUUAUCGGAAGGAGCAGGGCUUCAUUUCGGAAAUACCAGUCACCGAGGAUCCACAUCAGGUGGCCGAGGAGACCUCGCAUUUGGCUCCCCAUGGAGUUCCCAGUAAUCCGAUACCACGGGCUCUGUCCAACUCCCGGCUAAACGAGAUGAAUCCAAAUGGAGGACCAUAUGGAACCUACCAGACCACUGGCGGUAAUCUGGACAUACCCGGAGCCAACCAGCACAAUCCAUUCGCUCAGUAAAUGGGGCGGGGACUUAAGAUGCCCCUCAGUCGGCUUUCAGCCCAUCUUCAUACUCACAGAACUUAAAAAACGAACAAAGUAUAACCGCAAACAUAUCUUGGACAUUGGCCUGCAAUAUGAAUUGCAUAACUGCAUUGCUUUAUUUUGAUUUGUUGGGCAAUCAACAUACGAUCUACACAUAGCAUAGCAUAUACAUAUACACAUAUAUAUAUAUUUUAUAUAGGACAUGUCACAUAGCCAGCAUAAUGAUUCCAUAUUGAGUUAGAUUGGUUACAGUCGAUGGAUGGUUAAUAGUGGUGGGAGAGGGAAAUCGAAACGAAUUUUCACAUAGCAGCUUAGCAAUAUACAUAGGGCAAUAUAUGUGUGUGUGUACAACAGAUAGAUGUAUAUAUAUAUUGUGCCGAUCUAUAAUAUUUAUAGGCCUUUUUUAUAUUAGUUGCAUGCAAGCCGGUCGGCAAGGAUUUUCCUACCGGUUUUUAGUUUUGAGUUAUCAAAAUGCAGAGUUUGUUGCCUACUUUUUGGCGGUCACCAAAGCAAAUCACACAUACGCAUGGGGUUACAACCCCGAAUCAAACAUAAAGUACCUAUACAACUAUGCAAAACAACCUAAACAUAAAUUGCAAAAAAUAAAAAAGCAAAGAAAAUAACAAAAAAUUGAAAUACCAAUAGAAAAAAUGUGAAUACGGGGCGUUCCAAGGCUACAGGACAUCGGGAAGCAGUGGUAGCUGCUUCGUUUAGCCGCAGUUGAUUAUGACUAUGAUGUUCACUAUACUAUUUUAUAGUAUUAAUUUAGAUUAUCCCUUGUCUUAUGGCUUUGAAACGCACCGUAUGGGUUUCCCAAAACAGUUAGGGGAGUUUCUUGUAAAGGAAAAACUAAAAACUAAUUUCGUAUUCAAUUAUUUUAAAUUUAAAUUUUUUUUAUGGAAAAUUGUUGUAUGUUCUUGAUUUCAUAUGUUUUGAAAGUUUCAAAAAUUUCAAUUCCAAAAUUGUCCUUUGCAAUAUUACAAAGAAACCAAAUGAAGUAAUUUAAUAAAAAUAUAAAUGUAGUUGCAUUGAAAAGCAAAUUUAAAUAAAUUAAAAUAUUUAAACAAAAUUUAGAGACGAAAACCCGAAACUUAAACAAAUGUUGUAACGAAUGAUAUUAUGGAAAUCCGCCUCAUUGCAAUCAACUGUUGAAUAUUUUAAUUUUUACACAAAAUAUACUAAACAAAAUGACAUAUUUUGAAAUACCUAAAGAAAGCAUAUAAUAUAUAGAAAUAUAUAAUAUAUAUAUAUAUACGUUUAUAUAGUAUAUGAAAGUUGACGCACCAAAGUGAAAAGGCAAACUAAACUGUAUCUGUACCUAAGAGAUAUUUUUUCCUGAUUUCAGCUCGACGAUAAUGUAAGCUAAUAUAGCAAAUCUCUCGCUCGAUAUAAAUAAACAUUAAACCAAAAAUAUAUAUAUAUUAUGGUAAAUACUGUAAAACAUUAUUAUUAAACUAUUGUUGAUAGCAAAUUUGAUUGGAUAUUUUCUAGUUACGAUACGCUAGUUCUUGUGUACAGCACCAUAUUUCUUGAGAUUUUUCGGGUAGAUGAACUUUUAGUAUUAUGCAUUCUGUAAAACUGCACUCACUCAGUUAUGUUCGUUGAGCCGAUACUUAAAGAAAUCUCUCUCUAUAUAUAUAUUAUAUUAUAUUGAAAAAAAAAAAUGGAAAAAAUGAUACUCAUAUAUGGUAUACACUUAUAUAAGAAUGUACAAGUAUUAUACACAAUGCGCAUACAUAUGAUACAAAGGAUACAACAAUACCCAACCCAAAACCAAGAACCCCCCCCAAAAAAACUGACAAGUGAGUAGACGAAAAAGAAAAGCAAGAAAUCAUGUAAUUAUGUAUGUUUAAUAAAACGUUUAACUACCGAGUGAAGUCUAAAGACAAAGGCACAAAUAUCUUUUGCCAA
This is a messenger RNA of Drosophila eugracilis, 4547 nucleotides long. RefSeq names its product major facilitator superfamily domain-containing protein 6 (gene jef). The transcript has 5 exons. Bases 330 to 2612 code for a protein of 760 amino acids. The record is from RefSeq and is a predicted model, not a curated record. Gene Ontology annotation, cellular component: membrane. NCBI's taxonomy places the organism in Eukaryota, Metazoa, Arthropoda, Insecta, Diptera, Drosophilidae.